Messenger RNA from Aspergillus ochraceoroseus IBT 24754, 3389 nucleotides. RefSeq lists its product as uncharacterized. The coding region runs from base 313 to 2994 and encodes 893 amino acids. Lineage: Eukaryota; Fungi; Ascomycota; Eurotiomycetes; Eurotiales; Aspergillaceae. The record is from RefSeq and is a predicted model, not a curated record. The transcript has 2 exons.
CAAGGGGCUUGCCUAUAUACCGUAAGGGGCCUUCUUUUCCCGGGCGUUGCAAUUUACAAUAGACCUACUCUCUAUCUAUUUCAUCGCCGUCAGGUUCGAUUUGUUUGAAAGCUUCUCACCUCCCAAGUACACCCUGGCACAUGUGUCGUGCUUCAUUCAUCGACUGACUGACGCCGGUGGGCUAGCUUGCAAUUGUCCAAUUCCUGCUCUUCCCACUGGAUCAUGCAAGUUCGCGCUACGCUCUCCCGCAUAUAUCGUCGUCGGUAACCGUCUCCUGGAACGUGUAUAAUAGAGUCCCUGUCAAUAGUCGCCAUGGAUGGCGCGGAGAACCCUUCCGUCACCACGGCGGAAGCCCCUUUCCACGCGGCGCCCAUGCUCGCAAGACGUCGCAAACACGAUCGCUCGCGCCCUUAUUCUGCCAACCCCUCGACAGCGGUUGACCCGGCCUCGCCGGAGGUCAUCACCUCGUUGAUAUCCUCCCUUUCGACCAUCUCUGUCGGCCUGCAGUCUCACUUUGACAACAUCCCGCGCAUUGAUUCGGAAACGGACCCCUCGUCGCUCGUAUUUUUCCCUGCCGAAAAACUUCCCGUUUCCGACCAACAGCCACCCAAGGAACCUGGAUCUGGACUGACUUACGCGCACAACAUCGAGGAGUCAUCACAGCACUCUUUCCUCCAUCCGGAUGAUGCGGCCGUCUCCCCCGUCGUUCGUAUGGCUCGCCCGCCGCAACCUCCAAAGACCAAGACUACCGUUGAGCCACCGAAUUCUCCGGCGAGACCUACAUCUAGAAGCUCCUACACUUCGUGCAAGGCUGCGGGGGAAGACUCGGCAUUUGGCAUGAUUACCGCGGAACCCGGACCACGAGUUUCCACGGCAGCCAGUAUUCAUUCAACCAGUUCGAGAAAGAGCAUAAGAAGUUUAUUGAGAAAGUCUUCGCGCGAGUUCUCAAGUGAUAAGCAAACAGAACGACUGCGAAAGACAAAUAGCUUUACGGACGGCCAAAAACACCACAUUCCGCGCAGCAGAGCUAGCUUGCGCUCAUUACAUUCCAUGGCGAACGUCGUGGAAGAGGGCCGGCCCGGCCAGUCGAAGUCAGAGCUAGGCACACCCACUGGAAAAGAGCGCCCUUCGUUACAAAGCAAUCGGGAGAGCGCUCCAAGCACGCCAGGCGGAAUUGGAAGCGGACGAGUUAUCCCAGCUCGGGAGUCAUCCCUGCGACAUAGCCACUCUGCCGGCACCAAACACCGAAAAUCAGCCCGUCAUAGUCGAUAUUCCUCCAUAAGCAGCCGCGAAGCGAAAGCGGACAGUGGCAUAUCCGGGUUUGGUGCCGAAGCGGAGCAAGUAACGAAAAGGAUUCAAGAGCUGAAGGACCAGCAGCAGAAGAUCAAAAGCGAAUUGGAGACAGAUAACACACCAUACCAGCCCACAAGAAAGCCGUCCAACGCAUCCGUGAGACCGUCAUACCAUACAAGUGACGCGAGGAGCAGCGUUACGCGAGUUGACAAUGGCCGCCAAGCGGCUCUCGAGGAUGAGGAGAGCGCCCCGUCUCCUGCUAUCCUGACGGGGAAAAGUCGAUCGUUCCCGCGCAACAGCCCGCAGGUUGCAUCGAAGUCAAACAAUCCCUCCUCUCAGCCAUUUGGGCCAAGGCAGUCCUUCGAACCGGCUGAUCCGCUGGAAAAACUACGUUACAGGCGAUCCGUGGAACCGACAACGCCGACCAAACUGCACAAACGAUCCCCUUCGGGCCCUGGGUCCAAUACGCGUGCUUCCGGGGUGGGCGACGAACGACCAUCGAGUUCUGAUUCCAUCGACCUGGCGGUCCUAGACUAUGUAUCUUCCCAUAAGCUCACACAAAGAGUUCUGCAUCCUACAAGUGGGCGUGUGAUAGCAUUCUCAGAAGUUGGAGACCCUAAAGGUCAUGUGGUACUCUGCUGUCUUGGUAUGGGACUGACUCGAUAUUUGAUGGCAUUCUACGACGAAUUAGCACGGUCUCUAGGGAUCCGGCUCGUUACUUUGGAUCGACCUGGAGUUGGAGAAAGUGGGCCUUAUGUGAAUGAGAUCGCAACACCUCUCAGCUGGCCAGAUGACGUUGCAAUUGUCUGUAAUCAUCUUAAAGUCACCAAGUUCUCCAUCUUGGCGCAUUCUGCGGGUGCCAUCUACGCAUUAGCCACCGCGUUGAGAAUUCCGCAGCAUAUUCGUGGCCGCAUACAUCUCUUAGCGCCUUGGAUACCCCCUUCACAGCUAUCCAACAUCGGCUCUCCCAAAAACCCGGUCCCGAAUAAUGCCGUGCCCUACUCGCAAAGGAUCCUCCGGGCCUUACCCACUUCCAUUCUCAAGGUUGCCAAUUCCAGCUUCAUGAGUGCAACAAGUGCUAGUAUUACCUCUAGUCUACCAAAAUCCCCUCGACGGGCCAAACGACGGGCCACCAUGAAAGAUAGCGCUCGCCCGAUACCCGUUGAAGGGGAAAGCAAUGGCAGCCCGCAACCGGAGAAGACCAAUGUCAAAUCGGUCGACACGCCGAAACCCCCCCCAGUCCCCACUGGGUUAAAUGAUCGAAAAGGCCAAGUGACGACGAGUCAGAAUACAGUCGACUCCCAGGAGCGUGAACGCCAGAUGGAUUAUGACAAUCGACUGACGCAUAAGAUCUGGGAGUUGGCGACCACCAAUGCGAACCCCGCGGUAGAUCUGCUGGUUUGCUUGGAGCGUCAUCAGCCGAUUGGGUUCCGGUAUGUUGAUAUCACGCGAAACGUGGUGAUUCACCACGGAAGUCGAGACACGCGGGUCCCCGUGGAUAAUGUCCGAUGGUUGGGUCAAACCAUGCGGCGGUGCGAGGUGCGAGUGCUCGAGGGCGAAGGCCACGGAUUAAUGGCCUCUGCGACAGUGAUGGGCAAUGUCCUGAUGGAAAUUGCCCAGGAGUGGGAUGAUUGGAUGAUCGUGGUGCAAGGCAAGCGCAGAGCGACCAUUGGAACACGGUCCGGUAUAAAAGCUGGAUGAACUCAAGGCUACGCCUGAUAGAAGAAGAAGAAGAAGAAGAAGAAGAAGAAGAAGAAGAAAGAGUGACUAUGUGCUGUAUCUUGGAGGCAGGCUUUAUAUGUGGACGAUUCAAGUGAGUGGGGGUUGGGUUGUCGAGCUAUAUACACCACUGCAGGCAGGUUCUGUGGUGGUUGCAUCACGUCGCUGUUUGAAGGGGAUGAUUUCCAUCUUGCAUCUAUAUAUAUAUACACGCUGAUACUGACUUUUUACGUCCCCAUGCCCCCAUGCCCCCAUGCCCAUGCCCCGAUGUUGUGUGUUUUUGCUUAUCCUUUUUUAUAUAUUUGAUCAUGAUACCAUUAGUUCUAGCCUCAUACCCAGACAUAGCAUAGAUAUUGAUAAUUUAAUUCUUAAUUACC